AUGGCCUCUCAAUUGCAACAGAAUGAGAGAAACUUGCUCCGCCUGCCCAUCGAAAUUCUCGCUGAGAUCGUCAAAGAACUGCGUUUCAUUGAUGUUCCCUUUAACACCGAGUACCCGGACAUUAAAAUACAGAAAGAGACAAACCAGAACCUGAAGUCUCUGCGAUUGGCGCAUAGAACAUUCGCAGAGUGCGACGACUUGAACACUAUUCUAUUCAGCAAUAUUGUACUGGAACCUACGCGUGCUGCGCUCACGAGUCUUCAGCGUGGUGACUUCUCUCGCGUCGCUCGUCAUGUGCAUUCUGUCACGUUCACGACACCACCCAGCUGGACGCUUCCAUACAAAGCGUAUGAGAAGAUGCUCCGCAGUUUACAGGACUCAUCUGUCCUCUUUUGGCCUGAAGGGCUAAAGUCCGCAUAUGAUGCAUAUAUGAACGAUGCUAGAGAUACGCAGGCAUUGCUUGAAGAUCCAGAGGGUGAGCUUAAGCAAGCAUGGACAGGAAUUCUCAAGACUUUGGGAGACCGCCUUGAAAAGGUGAAGCUUCUAAGCUAUGAUUGUGAGAAGAUUCGCCAGGUCAAGUAUCUUGACGCUCUCAGCAAGGAGGACAUCGGCAUGUCGUGGCAGCUUCCUCGACAUGACCAUAAAGAAGACGAAUGGGCGAGAUUUGAGCUCCGCGACGAGAAUUCUGAGCCUACUGUUGAGUACCAUUGCAAGCACGCUACAGCUGUCACAGGUGACAAGCUCAUCGCCAUGGUGUUUACAUGCCUGGCAGCGUCGGGCGUUGCUAUCCCAAAUCUCAACAUCCAGUUAUUCAUGACCGGUGAUGUCGAGUGCAAGGACAUCCCCGGCUGGGAAGAGCUCGAUUUUAGCAAGCUCAAGAUCCUUCAUAUCUCUCCCGAGAUCCCUUCUGGUGAGAAUGGUCUCGUUGAGAGACACCUUUGGGCUAUGUCGGACUCGCACGCCGAGAAGAUGAAGAUCAAGUCCGGCGACUUCUGUCACGAUCUACUGGACAAGUGCCAUUCCAGCAUACAGCACUUCGCCUAUGGCAUAGAUCAUGUCGGGAAGGGUGUUCUCUGCUGGCCAAUUCGAAGGCCCAGCCAUGACUUCCCGGAGCUUACUCACCUGACCCAAAAGGGCAACAUUUUCCCUCAAGCCCUUGCACACUGGCUUCUGCAUUUCAAGAGUCUGCAGCAUCUCGAGGUAUCUGGUAAAGUCUGCCGAGGACCAGCCGACGUCGACUGGCGCUUUGUCUUUAGUGCGAUACGCGAACACCCCAACGUAUCAGGCGAGACCCCGAAGGGUCUUAGGGUUGACCUUGAUGACCUCCACAUGGAGGGUAGCGUUUCUUACAGCGGUGUUAUUUGCAAGGAUGCCAGCAUUGCUACGAAGAGACAUGAGCGCGAUAUGAGUCUCGAACACUACCAAGAUGUGAAUUAUGGUAUGGAAGCUCACUUUUAUGGUGAGAUGCCUCUUGGAGAAAACAAAGCGCUGUUAUACCAUAUGGGUCGAUGGGAGCCGAGGGAUGAGGAGGAUGAGAGCGAUUCUUGA
Fusarium oxysporum Fo47 is the source of this 1548-nucleotide messenger RNA. RefSeq lists its product as uncharacterized. The transcript is spliced from 2 exons. The record is from RefSeq and is a predicted model, not a curated record. NCBI's taxonomy places the organism in Eukaryota, Fungi, Ascomycota, Sordariomycetes, Hypocreales, Nectriaceae. The coding region runs from base 1 to 1548 and encodes 515 amino acids.